AUGAGGAAUUGGGUGGCCAAGAGAAGAGUAGAACUACCCAAGAGCAAGGGAACUCAAAAUUGGACUUUUGGAAACGGGAAACUGCAUUGCAGUUUUGGAAACUACAUUGCAGUGAAUAAAGGCCAACGGAGUUGGUCCCUUGCAGACGGUGGCAGGCCGGCGAUGGGCGGUGGUGGUGGCAGGUGGCCGGCGGUGGUGACCGGAACCGGCAUCGGAAUUCCGACGGUGGUGACCGGAAUCAGCAUCGGGAUUCCGGCGGUGGUGGCCGGCGGCGGGAUUCCGGCAAUGGUGGCCAGCGGCGGGAUUCCGCUAUGGUGGUUGGCUUGA
Messenger RNA from Prunus armeniaca (apricot), 327 nucleotides. Lineage: Eukaryota; Viridiplantae; Streptophyta; Magnoliopsida; Rosales; Rosaceae. The record is from the annotation of a GenBank genome assembly.